Molecule: messenger RNA, 1784 nt
Organism: Neomonachus schauinslandi (Hawaiian monk seal)
Lineage: Eukaryota; Metazoa; Chordata; Mammalia; Carnivora; Phocidae
Gene: KICS2
Product: KICSTOR subunit 2
Exons: 3
Coding region: 18-1355 (445 amino acids)
Biological process (GO): protein localization to lysosome; cellular response to amino acid starvation; cellular response to glucose starvation
Cellular component (GO): KICSTOR complex
Source: RefSeq, a predicted model, not a curated record
GCUGGGUCGCAGCUCGCAUGGGGGAGUCUAUCCCGCUGGCCGCCCCGGUUCCGGUGGAACAGGCGGUGCUGGAGACGUUCUUCUCUCACCUGGGUAUCUUCUCUUACGACAAGGCCAAGGACAAUGUGGACAAGGAACGAGAGGCCAACAAGAGCGCGGGGGGCAACUGGCUGUCGCUGCUGGCGGCCUUGGCCCACCUGGCCGCGGCCGAGAAGGUCUAUCACAGCCUCACCUACCUGGGGCAAAAACUAGGGGGCCAGUCCUUCUUCAGCAGGAAGGAUUCCAUCCGAACCAUCUAUACGUCCCUGCACAACGAGCUGAAGAAGGUGGUGACUGGCCGCGGCGCCCUGGGCGGGACCGCCCCGCACGUGGAGGAACUGCUUUCCCACCUGUCAGAGCAGCUCUGCUUCUUCGUUCAGGCCCGCAUGGAGAUCGCAGACUUCUAUGAGAAGAUGUACGCCCUCAGCCCGCAGAAGUUCAUCAAUGCUGAGGAGCUCGUUGGCCUUUUGGACACCAUCCUCAAGAAAUACAGCUCCAGAUUUCACCACCCCAUCCUCAGCCCUUUGGAAAGCAGUUUCCAGCUGGAAGUGGACGUCCUGAGUCAUCUCCUGAAGGCCCAGGCUCAGGUCUCAGAGUGGAAGUUCCUCCCGUCUCUGGUGAACUUGCACAGUGCUCACACCAAGCUGCAGACUUGGGGCCAGAUCUUUGAAAAGCAGCGGGAGACCAAGAAACAUCUGUUUGGAGGGCAGUCUCAGAAGGCCGUUCAGCCCCCACACCUUUUCCUCUGGCUGAUGAAACUCAAAAACAUGCUUCUUGCCAAGUUUAGCUUUUACUUUCACGAGGCACUGAGCCGACAAACGACUGCUUCAGAAAUGAAAACGUUAACUGCGAAAGCCAACCCAGACUUUUUUGGAAAGAUUUCCAGCUUCAUCAGGAAGUAUGAUGCUGCCAAUGUGUCCUUAAUCUUUGACAACCGAGGUUCUGAGAGCUUUCAGGGUCACGGCUAUCACCACCCCCAUUCCUACAGAGAGGCCCCUAAGGGAGUGGACCAGUAUCCAGCUGUGGUGUCUCUGCCCAGCGACAGGCCCGUCAUGCACUGGCCCAAUGUCAUCAUGAUCAUGACAGACCGCAUGUCCGAACUGAACAGCUUGGAAAAGGUGGUCCACUUCUAUGAUGACAAAGUUCAGAGCACCUACUUCCUAACCCGCCCGGAACCUCAUUUUACCAUUGUUGUCAUUUUUGAAUCAAAGAAAUCUGAAAGAGACUCCCACUUUAUUUCCUUCCUCAAUGAGCUCUCACUUGCCCUUAAGAACCCCAAAGUUUUUGCGAGUCUGAAGCCUGGCUCCAAAGGCUAGCCGGUGGUUUGUGUGAAAGGUUUGCAAGACUGGAAAGUUUGUUCCUAAUUGCUCUAAUGAUCUGCUGUGGUCUGUGAUUAGAGUUUCCAUCCAUUCAUGCUUCUUUCAGAGCUAAAUUAAAGACAAAUCCUCCCUAAUUGUGUCACACACUUUAUAAGCAAUUAAGGCCAAUUGAAUUAAGUAUCCAAAGAGUAAUCUAGGAAGUGAUCAUGGCUACUGGGUCUCUCCAUGGUACAGCAGAGUACCUGCAGUAUUUUCUCCUAUUUUCCUGUGUUUCAUGUAGACUGAAUAUUUAUUGGCCUUUGGUUGUUCUUUCCACCUGUUUUAUAUUGUUCUAAACUUUGUUUUAAUGCAAUUCCAAAUGCCUUCUCUUUUCCCCUCCUUCCAGGACCAGUAAAUGGGAUAAGAUAUUAAAUGGCCUUUUCAGAA